GCGUGAGCUGUUUGCUGCCCGUUCGACUGGGCGCCAUUUUGUGCCCAGUGUUUUCAAGGUGAUAUUUCAUCCUGCAAAGCGGAUCGAAUAAAAUCGGCGCCGAAUUUUACUCAUUUUUAGUAAUAAGCUCCCGUUUUUGAAGCCACUUUUUUGAGCAGCGCCAAAUCACUCAGACAGGCAGACGUCCACCGACCAGAGUACAGACACAAUGGAUUGGUCGUCCAGCACCUCCAGCCUGAUGGCCAGCAGCAACGUCACUAACAAGACGGACCCGCGCUCCCUCAACUCCCGCGUCUUCAUCGGCAACCUCAACACCCUGUUGGUCACCAAGGCUGACGUGGAGGCCAUUUUCUCCAAGUACGGCAAGAUCGUCGGCUGCUCCGUCCACAAGGGCUAUGCCUUCGUUCAGUACUCCAAUGAGAGGAACGCCCGAGCUGCCGUGGCCGGAGAGGAUGGACGCAUGAUCGUGGGACAAGUGCUCGACAUCAACCUGGCAGGUGAACCGAAACCUCACAGAUCGAAGACGGUGAAGCGUUCAGCGGGAGACAUGUACAGCUCCUCUUUUGAUUUGGACUAUGACUUUCAAAGAGAUUACUACGACAGGAUGUACUCGUAUCAGUCUCGAGUGCCGCCGCCUCCUCCGCUGUCACGUGCCAUCAUCCCGUCCAAGCGUCCGAGGGUCAGUCUGACUGAAGGCGGGAGCCGACGGACGAGGACCAGCUUUUCCUCGUCCUCCAAGAGCAGCCAGAGGACGUCUCGUACGAUGAAGGUGGACGAUCUGCAGACCAUCAAGAGGGAGCUGACCCAGAUCAAACACAAGGUGGACUACCUGCUGGAGAGCCUGGAGCGCAUGGAGAAGGAGCACAGCAAGAAGUCAGAAAUGAAGAGCUCCAAACCCGAGCCAGGUGAGGUGUCUCCCCUCAACUCCUCCACUUCCAGCAAGAAGGAGGACAGCGUGAAGCGGGACAGAGAGCGGGAGAGUCAGGAGCUCAACGACUCCGAGGAGGAGGAGGGAGAUCUGCUGGAGGACGAGGAGGAGGUGAAGAGCAGGGGGAGGGAGGAGGAGGAGGAGGAAGGCGAGCAGGAGGAGGGAGAGGAUGACGGCGAUAGCGCCAACGGUGACGAGUCCUAAACGCUCCGUCUUUAGCGGCUGCGUCAGCACACAGGCAGACGCACGCACACAUACACAACAGGAUUGUGUCCGACUGUAUCGCCGCUUCACACAGCGGUCAUGUGAUCAUAAUCUCGGCUGAUUGGACCUUUCUUUCCUCUGAUUUGUAUGUGUGUAAUUUCACCCCCCAGACGGACAGACUCAUAUCACAUGAAGUGUAACAGACUUUUAUUUUUUACGAAACAACAGAUUUUUAAAAAAUGAGCAGUUUGAAUUCCCAGUCGGUGUUUAAAGAUAAAUGCGAGAUGUGGUCACGCAGCUCAUCUUCAGAGAUCAAUAAGUCAUUGAUCAGCUGUUCCCAGCUGCUGUACAGUUGCCUUUUAACCACCAGAUGGCAGUGCAUCAUAACGUUUCCAGCCACAAGAACCUUCACAGAAAAAUCUUCACUUUCUGCCACACGUGUUCAUGUGUGCGAAUGCUCAAAGGAAGAGGUUCUUUCUGAAAAAAUACCUUUGUUUGUUUGUUAGCUGUAUCAAGAAGAUUCAUGACCUUUACCUGACCUUGACCUGUGUGUCGCAGUGCUGCUUCAUAUUUGUUUCUUUUGAUGUUAUCUGUUAGUGGAUCACUCAGGUGAAUAAACAAUGUCUUUCCAA
Messenger RNA from Thalassophryne amazonica, 1764 nucleotides. RefSeq names its product heterogeneous nuclear ribonucleoprotein C (gene hnrnpcb). Gene Ontology annotation, cellular component: nucleus. The transcript is spliced from 10 exons. Lineage: Eukaryota; Metazoa; Chordata; Actinopteri; Batrachoidiformes; Batrachoididae. The record is from RefSeq and is a predicted model, not a curated record. Gene Ontology annotation, molecular function: RNA binding. The coding region runs from base 209 to 1132 and encodes 307 amino acids.